This is a messenger RNA of Entrophospora candida, 240 nucleotides long. The record is from the annotation of a GenBank genome assembly. NCBI's taxonomy places the organism in Eukaryota, Fungi, Glomeromycota, Glomeromycetes, Entrophosporales, Entrophosporaceae.
AUGGUAGUGAGAAUUCGUUUGGCAUGUCAUGGUAUCCGUAACCGACCAUUUUAUCAUGUUGUAGUUGCAGAUAUUAAAUCUCCGAGAGAUGGUAAACAUAUAGAAAAAGUAGGAAUUUAUGAUCCAAUUCCAAGUCUAGACGGUAUAAAAAAUAUUGAGUUAAACAUUGAAAGAAUUAAAUAUUGGUUGGGAGUUGGUGCACAACCUAGUGAAACUGUUGCUAGACUUUUAUCAAAGUAG